AUGGCCUUAAUCAUUGAUCCCAGCGAACGGUCGCCUUAUCGACUGGCACAGGAACGGGAGUUCUACAGGUACCACUCUCCAGCGGUGCCCAGUGCAUUGCAUCAUGGCCCCUCCGACAGGUAUAUCCCGCGCGAGGAUUGUGCAACCCAUUACGCGCCCUGGGAUCACGAGAGCAGCAAAGCCUUUAGACCAUUCCCGUCAAGAAACACAGCCUUGAAUUGCUAUGCUCAGAUCGCGGCCACUCGCCUGGAGACCGAACGCGCCCUGAUCUCCCUGUUCGAUCGUACCCACCAGUAUGUCCUCGCCGAGGCGACCCCCACGAUGAGUCUCGUCGGGGCGCAUUUCGCCAACGACGCCGAGUAUCUACAACUUGGAUGUUGCAUAUUUCCGAAGGAGAGGGGACUUUGUCACAAUAUCGAGAUCGCCUCACCGUCGGGCCAGCCAGACAACCACACAGUGGUUGAUAAAUAUACCACGGUCAUACUGGAUGUGGUCCAAGACGAGCGCGUUCGGUCAGAAGGCCUUCUUGUACCGCUACGGGACGUGCGAUUCUAUGCAAGCGUUCCCCUCAUGAGCCCCCGCGGACUUAGGAUCGGCGCAUUGAGCGUGAUGGACGGCAAGGCGAGGACUUCAUUUCCUGACCAGGUUUCCAUGCAGUUCUUAAAGGACAUGGCUGCGACAGUCAUGGAGCACCUGACAAUGAAGGAGAGCACCCAGCAAAGCCGCCGAGGAGAAAGGAUGAUUGUGGGCUUGGGGAGCUUUGUCGAGGGCCGGACAACGCUGCGGGAUUCGUGGCGCGAGGCCAAGGCACAACAUGAUGCAGCCGAGAAUUCUGGGGAGUCGGUCGAGGGUCAACUGAAUAUGGAUCAGCAGGAUAUCCAGCAGUUAGCUAAGGAAACUAAGGACGCUGGGCAGACGGGACGGAAGCCGUCCGUUAUGCAGGUGCCAGUGAGAAGCAAAGCUGCUGAUCAGAUCGGUAAAAUGGAAGAACAAAAGAGCACACAGAGAGAUUCCACAACCGCCAACCGAGAAACGCGCUCGCCAGAAACGCGCACUGGCAAUCAAGUGUCUCUCCCGAGGCAAAGCGCAAAGCGCAGCCAAGAGUCUUCGAUCGAGGUCUCGCUCAAGGGCGACUCGUUUCGGAGUGUCCUCGCCGGUGAGAGCCUGCAAGACGAUACCUUGCCUACCAGCGUCCGGAAUAUUUUCUCGCGAGCAUCAAACUUACUUCGGGAGUCCAUCGGAGCCGAAGGGGUCAUGUUUCUGGAUGCCAAUAGCAAGAAAUUCGGUAGUCUUGUCAACCAGAAUACCCGCCGAGUGGCGGAUCCAACUCCGACGAAUGGUACAUCAAGCGACAGCGGUAGCGCGGGCUCGGGAUCUUCGACCCAGCAGAAAAAUGCAGAAGCGAGGCGGCGUUCGUCAGCCGAAGGGAACCAAAUGGUUUCAGAAUGCCUGGGGUUCUCCAGCUCACAAGUAUCGAGCAUCGACAACGAAGAGAAAGCCGGAAAAGCCAUUGCGGUACCCGAACCUCUAUUUACGUCCCUUAUUGAGCGAUAUCCCCGCGGCAAAAUCUUCACAUACAAUGCCGACGGAUCGGUGUCCGAGGAUACCGACGAACUCACCCACAGCGGAUCCGAACCGUGGCCAGGUCGGUCGUCCAAAACUAAUGCGGACCGGAGCCGCUGGUACGCGGGGGUCCUGGCCUGGACCAACGAGCCAGACCGGAUAUUCACCUUUGAGAAUGAGCUGGUGUAUAUAUCGGCAUUUACGAACAGCAUUAUGGCGGAGAUCCGGCGGGUUGACACUGAAGUUGCGGAGAAAGCCAAGACCAAUUUGGUCAGCAGCAUCACCCACGAGCUGCGGAAUCCCUUGCACGGGAUUCUGGGAACAGCAGACAUUCUGAGUGACACUGCCAUGAAUGCUCUGCAGCAUGGAAUGGUUCAUACGAUUGAAUCACACGAUCAACAAUCUGCUGGACUGACGUUUAUCGAUCAAUACCGGAAAGGAAAUACUUCUCAACCCAAAAAGGGGAAACAUGGGAUACCCAAGAGUUUGCCGCUCGGCGAGAGGACACCAUCCACCCGAGUGGAGCUGGACUCCAUGCUCGAGGAGGUCACCGAAUGCGUGUUUGCCGGGUAUUGCUUCUACAAUCACCCUAAGGCACCCCCUCCUGCUCUCACAGAAUCUUCUUCUCGAUCGGCCGGGCAGCCCGACCAGGCCGACCCGGUCGGUCCUCGGGCUAGUCAGGUUACUGUCAUUUUCGAUAUUGAGCCCGAGACAGAAUGGGACUUCUACACUCAUGCAGGUGCCUGGAGACGCGUUCUCAUGAAUAUUUUUGGCAAUGCGUUGAAGUAUACCUCGUCGGGAUAUAUCUAUCUCGAGCUUAAAUCGGCCCAAGAGGGGACGAGCUCCACGGACAGUCCAUCGAAUAGCAAUGACUUCGAAGUUACUUUGACCGUGAAAGAUACUGGAAAGGGCAUUGGAGCGGACUAUCUCCAGAAAGAUCUCUUCAGCCCUUUCUCACAAGAAGAUCCACUUGCGUCAGGUAGUGGACUUGGGCUGAGUAUUGUUCGUCAAGCUGUUGGUUAUUUGGGCGGUGCGAUCGAGAUCCAAUCUACCAAGGGUGUUGGGACUCAACUCUCGAUACAUGCACCGUUGACCAAAUCACCUGCCGUCUCCGAUACCAAUUCCUCCUCGCGCUCGAUAUUCAGCUCCCUGCGACACUCAACCGAGAACAAAACGAUCGGAUUCCUAGGAUUUGGCGAGUUACACCCUAUUGUAUCCCUGGAGCGAAUGUGUCGUGAAUGGUUUACCUUGGAAGUCACCAAAGUCUCCCCAUUAGAAGGAAAACACAAACCGCUAGACUUUUACCUCGCAGUGCAGACCGAACUGGAUUCUGAGGAUGUCGGAGGACGGGAUCUCUUCAAUCUCCAGCAGCAUCUCAACAAAGAUGGGGUCUGGCAAGCCCCAGUCGUGGUGAUCUGUCAGUCGCCCGAGGAGGCCCAUGGCAUGUUCGUGGCCUCCAAGAACCGGGGCGAUCCAACAUUUUUCGAAUUUGUCAGUCAGCCUUGUGGGCCGCGCAAAUUAGCUCGCGCUCUGGAUAUAUGCAUCCAGCGACAGCAAGAACAAGAAUGCGGUCAGCGAGCCAGCAAUGAGCCCACUCGUUGGGUCGAAAUGCCUGAAUCGUCUCAUUUGCCCGUCGACGUUGGCCCUACUGAUCCGCCCCAGGAUAGGAUGAAAAUCAACAAGAGACCGACGAAAGACACGAUCGGCAGCGAUAAACGUGAACGACGAUCCUCCCGACCUUCAUCGCCUGGAGACCAUCACCCAGAGCCAUCCGAGGCAGACGCAAACAGCAGCGCCCAAUCAACGGCUGCAACUACGCCCAACAAGACCAAUCCCACAACUAACAGUCCAUCUGUAUUGCUGGUGGAUGACAACGACUUGAAUCUUCAGCUGCUUUGUGCCUACACCAAGAAGGAGGGAUUGGAAUACGUGACCGGGAAAAACGGUGCCGAGGCCGUAGAGCUGUAUCAGAACCGCCCGGGAGGAUUCCAGGUGGUUAUCAUCGAUCUUUCAAUGCCCGUGAUGGAUGGUGUUGAAGCGUCACGUCAAAUACGCCGCCUUGAGAACGAGCGGCGAGUCACACUACCCGAAUCCGAGCAGGAGACUACACCACGCACAUUCAUCGUCGCCCUGACUGGGCUGGACAGUACCGAGGCGCAGAAAGAGGCUCUUGGCUCGGGCAUUGACACUUUUCUCAUCAAGCCCAUCAAUAAGCAAGAAAUGCAGGGCGUCUUCAGGAGGAAACCAUAA
Penicillium argentinense is the source of this 3813-nucleotide messenger RNA. RefSeq names its product putative sensor histidine kinase/response regulator. The transcript has 6 exons. Gene Ontology annotation, molecular function: phosphorelay sensor kinase activity. The record is from RefSeq and is a predicted model, not a curated record. Lineage: Eukaryota; Fungi; Ascomycota; Eurotiomycetes; Eurotiales; Aspergillaceae. Gene Ontology annotation, biological process: phosphorylation; phosphorelay signal transduction system. Bases 1 to 3813 code for a protein of 1270 amino acids.